Molecule: messenger RNA, 915 nt
Organism: Parathielavia appendiculata
Lineage: Eukaryota; Fungi; Ascomycota; Sordariomycetes; Sordariales; Chaetomiaceae
Exons: 1
Coding region: 258-485 (75 amino acids)
Source: RefSeq, a predicted model, not a curated record
GGUGAUUCGAUGUGAUCGAAGAAAGUUGGCAAUAUCCUUGGGCCAGUGGUUGAGUUCCACAUACCCGGCAGCUCGCGGCUACAACAACCAGUAUUUGUCUGGCUAUCUGGAUGUUAGGCCGAGUAACCAAACAGCUCCAGGCCCAAUGGCCUAGCUUCUUAAUAUGAUCCAGCUCUCCCGAUUUGACGAGCUUGUCCAAUGCCUUGACGUAACCCCGUGCAUGUUCUGCCACCAACCCUCUGUAUGUCUCGCGCUGCAUGUACUCGAACACCACAUACCUAAUCCAGGUUGCGAGCUUGACCCUGAUAGUUCAGGCGCUCGUUAAGACCGCCUGCCGACGUCCUGGAGGGCAGUGGAAAUUCAAAGCCGUGGCGGAGCGCGACAUAGGUCCCAUUGAACCCUGUGUCGUGACGGGUAAAGCUCCCAUCAGACCGCCUCUCCGUGACCUGAAUUGCCGAACCUCAUCCAUCGUUGUAGCUGCUUAGUGAAGACCUCCUAUCUGUCUGGGAUAUAUCUGCCUAGGGUUACGGUAGUUCUCGGGGUAUUGGGGGAAUUACCUGGUAAUUACUCGCCUGAAGCCGUCAAAAAAUCAUGGAGUAGACGGAGAGAAUGUUGUGAGUGAUCACAGCUUAGGCCGGCGACCAGGGCAUCGCAUGCCACUUUUCCCACUUCCAUGGCAUGAAAGGUCGGCGAACACGGACGAUGAUGAUUUAUUUACCCAAAGGGUGGAAGAUAGUAAGAAGCGGGUCACGGCCUCCAGGGCUAGGUCUGAGAAAUGAGGGAAGGGCUCUCGCUACAAGCACUCUGCGGAGCGAGCAGGAAGGUGAGGCGCUGGUGUCACCGGUUGCGUUGUCGAACCAUCGUUGGUUGAUCAGAGUCGAGGUGCUCUUUGUUUGGUAAAGAAAUCGCUCCUUU